Messenger RNA from Syngnathus acus (greater pipefish), 2156 nucleotides. It is a transcript of the gene cpm, whose product is annotated as carboxypeptidase M. Lineage: Eukaryota; Metazoa; Chordata; Actinopteri; Syngnathiformes; Syngnathidae. Gene Ontology annotation, cellular component: cell surface. The transcript is spliced from 10 exons. Gene Ontology annotation, molecular function: zinc ion binding; metallocarboxypeptidase activity. The record is from RefSeq and is a predicted model, not a curated record. Gene Ontology annotation, biological process: proteolysis. Bases 123 to 1454 code for a protein of 443 amino acids.
UAACAAGACCACGCCCCCCACCCCUCCUCCCGUGUGAGUAGAGCCGCAGCGCAGAUGGUUCCGGAUUGACUACCCGCCCUCCCAAGAUCGCGUGGACGUCGACAAGCUGAGAGCACGCAGUCAUGUCGGACCGCCAGCUCUUCCUCGUCUUCAUGCUUGUCCCCGCCGCUAUGACGCUGGACUUUCGUUACCACAGCAACCGCGAGAUAGAGCAUUACCUUCUUCAGGUCAACGCUUCCAAUCCAGACAUUGCGCACCUGUACAGCAUCGGACGCUCGGUCGCAGGUCAACAGCUGUGGGUGUUGGCUUUGGGUCUGAGCCCCCACCGUCACACAAUUGGGAUCCCCGAGUUCAAGUAUGUGGCCAACAUGCAUGGAAAUGAGGUUCUGGGCCGCGAGCUGCUUCUGCAGCUAGUGUCCGACCUGGUGCGUGGCUACCAUGGCAACGAGAGCUGGGCCAUGCAGAUUCUGAACAGCACGCGUGUCCACUUCCUGCCCACGAUGAACCCGGACGGCUUCGACCGGGCUGACAGCGACUGCCACCUCAGCCAAGGAAGGUUCAACCAUAAUGGCGUGGACCUGAAUAGAAACUUCCCUGAUGCCUUCGCUGAUCCACCGGGGCAGCAUGACACGGACGACGACAGCGGCAGAGAGGCCGAGCAGGUGCGGGCCGUGAUUGGCUGGUUGAAGACGGAGACGUUUGUCCUCUCGGCCAACCUCCACGGCGGCGCCCUGGUGGCCAGCUACGCUUACGACAACAGCGGUGGCGAGCUGGCGGGUCAGGCCAGCUUGACGCCCGAUGACGACGUCUUUGUCCACCUGGCCAAGGUGUACUCGGGCAACCAUGCCAGUAUGCACAAGGGGGGUCGCUGUGCAGACCAGGGACCCUUUAAGGACGGCAUCACUAACGGCUACCAGUGGUACCCGCUCUCGGGCGGUAUGCAGGACUACAACUACGUGUGGGCUCAGUGCCUGGAGGUGACGCUGGAGGUGUCAUGCUGCAAGUUCCCUCCGGCCAGGGAGCUCGUUCCCUUGUGGGCCGACAACAGGAGGAGUCUGCUGGCCUUCAUCCGCCAAGUGCACUUGGGGGUGAAAGGGCGCGUGCUAGAUGGGUCGGGGGUGGCCGUGCGCAACGCCGUGGUGGAGGUGACCGGUCGCCGCAACAUGCAGCCCUUCACGACCAACAAACACGGGGAAUACUACAGACUGCUGCUGCCGGGCAACUACACUUUCACUGUGACCUAUCCCGGCCACGAGGUGCUGACGGAGACUUUUUUCAUCCCUUUCGGCCCGAAGCGAAACUCGGCCCUGACGCACGACUUUGUGUUGCGUCGCUUCGCCACGGCAACGGGUGACCCCAUGCUCUCAACCACCUGGCCUUCAUCGUCGUCGCCGCCGCCAUGGACGCUGGCGCCGCUCGGAACGGCCCUUGCGUUGCAGCGCUUGAUCAGCUGAUGGUCUUUGCGUUGAGGGGUGGGGGGGGUAUGAUUGGAAGCCGAGGAGGACAGCGAGAGAGAGAAGUCGUCGACGGCCUGGAGAGGGCGUGGCUGAGGGGGUAACGGGCCUGCGAUUGGCAUUGAGGUUGUUCUAGCUGUCAGGGAGCGGCUCCACGGUGAAGAAGUCCUCACAUUUGGAUAGGUCGCCGCAAGAACUUCCCGUUUGACCGAGCCAUUUAGUCUGGUCUGCGUUGCUUUGCUCGUCCUCCUCGCUGUCGUUGGACUCUAUGAUGUUGUUGCUGCGCUGCGCGUUGCUGGGGUCGCGUGCGACGAGCCACAGUGAGUCCUCCUCGGCGGUGGCGUGGGGCGCUCUGUGCACACACAAGCUAACAGGAGGCUCAAUGUGGACGCACAAGCAUGCAAAAAUUUGAAAAUUCUGACAGUGCACGUUACGUAAUCGAAUUUCCUCGUGUUGGAUCUGCAACAUCAAAUUUCUCUCGUUUGGCAAUUUUGUUACUUAAAAAGAAUUUUAAAAGUUUAGCAAAGUUGUAGUUGUGUUGUUGUGCCAAUACCAACGCAAUGGGCUUUGCUUUUCAAGAUGUAAAGUAUUUUAUUUUCUGAAAAUGUUUCAAAAUCAGGCUCCACUAAACUCCCAAAACAAAGUUCAUUUCAUAAUCAUCACACUGUAGAGUAAAAAAAAAACAGGUGGGGGCAUGAUCAC